AUGCCUAUUUUGGUCACAUUGUUACCGUGUGUUAUCAUAUUCUUGAUCUGCGGCACACUGGGGCUUCUUGGUAAUACUUCUCUGAUUAUUGCCACAUUCAGAAAUAAGAACUUGCGUGGACCAUGUAAUAUACUAAUAGCACUCAAUGCUUUCGGCGAUAUAUUUCAUCAGUUGGCGCACAUUCCACUGGCCUAUUAUACUUUUACGGGUAACACGUAUGCGCCGCUAAAGACGUGUUUUAUAAUUCAAUUCGUUCCCAAUUUCUUCAUGAAUUUUUCUAUGUUCUUGCUGCUGAUGAUUGGUAUCGAUCGUUUUAUUUCUAUCAAAUGGCCAUUAAAUUAUCAAGCAUUUCGAAAAGCGCACUAUCUAACGUCAAUGAUUGCUCCAGCAAUACUUUUUGGCGUACUGAAUGUUUGCUGUGCUUAUUACACUGAUUACAACAGCAAGUGA
Messenger RNA from Gongylonema pulchrum, 450 nucleotides. The record is from the annotation of a GenBank genome assembly. NCBI's taxonomy places the organism in Eukaryota, Metazoa, Nematoda, Chromadorea, Rhabditida, Gongylonematidae.